UGAAAUAUGUCCGUAUGUGCCGGAAAUGAUUCAGGUACUCUGUCCGGGUGUCGGGACUUGUUUGGUUCUGGCUGCUUUCUGAUUUUGCCUUGUUACCGAUAUUUUUAUUGUUGUUUGUAUUGAAGUCCUCAGACAGAAAUUAAAGGAUCCCUCUUGUUUACGACACAAUGAAAUAGCAGUUUUAUUUGUGGUUUAAACACAAAACAAACAAACAAAACACGGAGUGAGCUAAUGUAGCUAACAAUAGCUACCCACGUUACGUUGCACGCGCUAACUUCACGGCUAGCUUGCAGGAUGUCUAAACUUGAAAGAUUGAAUGCUCGUGUGGCAAAAUUGUUGACUGAAGCCGUGGCUGAGGUUCUGGAGGUGGUGAAAGAGACUGUGUCAGAAUACAAAGACAAAACUGCUCGAACACAGAGAGAAAAUGAGAGUCUGAAGAGGAGACUGCAGGAGCUUCAGGAACAGAUAGCAAGAGGCAGCACAGCUGCUUCAACUACAUGUAGUCCAGUAACAGAAGAAAAGGAAAUCACACAGACUCAAGAGGAGGAUGCGGGCCUUUCUUUGAGGCAAAAUGCAGAACCCUGUCUUCAAGAGCAAAAGAAUGAAGUUAGCCACAAGCCUGACUACGAGGUAAAGCAGGAAUCAAAACAACAAGGAAGCUGUGAUGACAUUAAAUUACAGUCUGAAUGCAGCUUGGCACAAGCAUCCGAAGAUUUCCAAGCACCAUCAAAGGAGUUGGCACACAUUGUUAAGGAGGCAACAACUGUUAACACAUCACAAAUUGCAAAUAGGAGUGCCAGCACUGUCUCCUCUAUUACUACAUUUACCCCACUCCCUGAAACAUCACUUGGGGUGAACCUGGCUGUUAUCAAAAGUGAGCCAGAACCAUCAGACAGUACAGCAUCAGAACAGCCACCUGUUCAGGAGCAGUUCAGUGGAUGUGUAGAUUUAAGCUGUAACUCAUCACGUUUCAACCCUGCUGAGCUGCACAGGCCCCAAGUCAGCACUGAAUCCCACAGACUUGUCUUUGCCCACUCGAAUCAUGCCAUACCAAGGAGGCAUGGAUUUGCAAAAACCAACAGGACUGCUUUGGACGGAAGAAAAAUCAGAAUGGAGCACUUGAGGAGAGAGGAACCACACAUGUGUGUUGUGUGUGGAAAGUCGUUUAGCAGGGUUGGGAACUUGAGAAUCCACCAGCGCUGUCACACGGGAGAAAAACCAUAUGGCUGCAUUCAGUGUGGGAGGCGUUUUAGUCAGGCAGGGGACCUUAAAAAACACAAAAGGGUCCACACAGGGGAGAAACCGUACUAUUGCAACCAUUGCGGAAAGAGCUUCAGUCGGGGGGAGAACCUGAAGCGACAUCAGAAGAUUCAUAUUGGUGAGAUUUUACAGUUACAGCAAGUGUGGAGAGAACAGCAGCAAUGAUUAUUAAGCUAGCAUCACUGCAAAUAAGCACACUCACUGUGAACAAUCUGUGAAGAAACAUUUUUGCUCCUUUAUGAUAAACUGUGGGAUUGAAUAAAAGCCUCCUGGUAAGCAUUUGGAAUAGUUACAAGGGGUUACUUAGUUCUGUGCUAUACCGCUAGUUGUGUACUACCUAUGCUGUUUUUUCUGUCCCUAUGAUCAUGUCAAAACAGGGCUAUACAAGGCAAACAUUUAACCAAAGAGGCUAACCCUUUACAGAUACACAAAUAUAAGUGCAACCUGUCCUUUGUGAUGCCAGCCUGGUAUUAUUUUUAAUCAAUGAGAUUUGUUACGCCAUCUAACCUCAAUCCAACCCACUGCUAUAAUGAGCUGCCCUGAAAACCAUCAGGGUUUUUAAUGGAGACUCAGCUAAUUGGUUUAAAGAUUUAUGGGGUUUUUGUUUGU
Molecule: messenger RNA, 1869 nt
Organism: Cheilinus undulatus (humphead wrasse)
Lineage: Eukaryota; Metazoa; Chordata; Actinopteri; Labriformes; Labridae
Product: zinc finger and SCAN domain-containing protein 21-like
Exons: 3
Coding region: 295-1425 (376 amino acids)
Biological process (GO): regulation of transcription by RNA polymerase II
Molecular function (GO): DNA-binding transcription factor activity; RNA polymerase II cis-regulatory region sequence-specific DNA binding
Source: RefSeq, a predicted model, not a curated record